AUGGUUGGGCGUGGAGUGGGAGGCAAGGUAGCUGCCGUGGUUGAGACUCAGAUGAAGGAUAUCAGGAACGACCUCCGCGGCAAGAAGAAGACAAAGAAGAUAGCACAGCAGUGCUACAAGUGCCAGAAGAUGCGACACCCGGCUGACGGCGGAGCGACGGACUGUGCUCGCGGUGCGGUCGUCGCCGGGACCGGCACCACGUGGUCGUGCGCGCGUUGCGGUGAUGCGGCUGCGCUAGGCAGCUGUAGCGGCAGCACCAAGAGCCCUGUGCUGCUGGGAUACGUGUACCCGUGCGCGGCUGCGGUGUGGAGGCCGCGCCGCUGCGACUGCAGGCUGGCGCGCGCCGCGCCCUAUCCCGCGCCCUCGCAGCCUUUCUACCAUCUGCGGGCCGCCUCCGCCGCCGCCGCCGCCCCCGCAGCAGCAGCAGCAGCCGCCGCCGCCCCCGCAGCUGCCGCCGUCGCGACCACAGUAGCCACAGCAGCAGCGGCCGGACAGCCGCAGCCGGUGCCCACGUGCGCCCGCUGCAGGGCCCACGACCCGCAGGCCGCGGCCCCCGCCGCCCCCGCCGCCCCCGCAAUCCCGGCUGCCGCCCCGGAGGACAUUGUGGCCACCGCGACGCCGACGCCCAUGUUGUUCGUGCCGUUCUCGGUGCCUAGCUUCGCGCCGCCGCCGCCCCUAGCGGGCACGGUGGCUGCCGCCACGGCCGCCACCGCCGCCUCCAACAGCCCGUCUGCUGCCGCCGCCGGAGGAGCCGCCGCCGCCGCCGCCGCUGCCGCCGCCGCAGCCGCCGCCGCCGCCGCGUCCGCCCCCGGCAAGGCGAGCACAAUGGCGGGACCGCCCCCGCCGCCCCCGCUGCCAGCGUUCCCGCUGCCGCCACUGCCCCCGUCGUCUGAUAUACGGCGCCAAUAUCGCGCCGCGCCAAGCCGCGCCGGAUAA
Molecule: messenger RNA, 936 nt
Organism: Schistocerca serialis cubense
Lineage: Eukaryota; Metazoa; Arthropoda; Insecta; Orthoptera; Acrididae
Product: antifreeze protein Maxi-like
Exons: 3
Coding region: 1-936 (311 amino acids)
Source: RefSeq, a predicted model, not a curated record